This is a messenger RNA of Nomia melanderi (Alkali bee), 12091 nucleotides long. RefSeq names its product stromal interaction molecule (gene Stim). Gene Ontology annotation, cellular component: plasma membrane; endoplasmic reticulum. Gene Ontology annotation, molecular function: protein binding; calcium ion binding; calcium channel regulator activity. Gene Ontology annotation, biological process: activation of store-operated calcium channel activity; intracellular calcium ion homeostasis; store-operated calcium entry. Lineage: Eukaryota; Metazoa; Arthropoda; Insecta; Hymenoptera; Halictidae. The record is from RefSeq and is a predicted model, not a curated record.
AACGAAUUUAUUUUGGGGUUACGCUUAGAAGCCCUUUUACACGUUACGUAGUUCUCAGCGUCGAGUUGGCGAGCCAGUGAUCGAAAUUUGAUUUUCAUGGUCGCAAACGUAGAACUGUUAUUUUAUUCUAAAAUAAGAAUCAACGUAGCGACAACUCCCAGAGUUUAAAAUAUCCAAUUUUUCAUCGAAUCGGAAUACAAUUGUCAUUCGGGGGAUAAGAGGCAAAACUCCAUUGACAAAAUGGUGCAACGUAGGUAAACGCGACAACGGUACUUUUUCACGUGUAAACAUAAUGGUUUUACGUAACCGACGUUAAAAUAACCGUGCACAAAACGGUAUUUCAAAUACGAUAUAAAAAUCGACGAAAUAAAAACGAAGAAAUGAUUUUCGCGCUGCAUUGGCGCUGGCAAUGCUUCUGCGAGAAGUGCAACGCCAGGCCAAUGAGAGGACGGAUAGGUUGUUGCACGCGACCAAUUGCGGAUUUCCACUCACUUGCACGCAGAAAGUUGCACCAAUGUUGGUUUCCAAUCUAAAUUAAUUAUUUUCCGGAACGUUGUUCGUGGGCAGUGGCCUUGAUAGGAAAACCCGAUUCUGUCCGAGCAGUGUACUUAAUUAAUAAAUCGAUCGAUCCGCUUGAAAAAAAGCGAUCCCCCGGCCGUUGACCGACGUGUCAGCCUUGAUGGAGCCAGCGACAACUGUGUGGAACUUAGUGAUGGGGCUGCUGUAAUACGGUGGUUUAGGUCGCGCGUGUUAUGCACUCGUCAAAUUGUAUCGCCACCCCGGUUUCGAUAACUAUAACCUUGAGUGUAUUCACUAUUGCGGGACUACGUCAAAGGUGACAACGGGCCAAGAGUAUUCGGCUUUAUUCGACUCUAAGCAACUGCGCAAGGGGGGCGCGAGGUGUCGGUGACAAGGUGUAACUUAACCUUAAAAUGCGAGCAUCCGUGAUCAGCAAUGUGAUUGUACUGUUCGGGCUGCACAUUUUGUAUUGGUGUUGCAACGCGGUUGACGCGAGCGGCGGAGCCCUCGACGCGAGCCCGAACUUCCAGCCCAGCUCCUCCGGAAGCUCACAUUCCAAACUCUCAGCAUUCUCCGCCACUCUGACCGAUGGACUGGCUCAGGCUGUGGCUCAAGAAGCUGGUUUAGAAGCUAUCAAAUCGCUACACAGUCAACUAGAUGAUGAUGCCAAUGGAAAUGUAGACCUAUCAGAAUCAGAUGAUUUUUUAAGGGAAGAAUUACAAUAUGAAGCUGGCUAUGAGAGAAGGCAGAGGGCAUUCCAUCAUAAUGAUGAUAUGCACAUCAGUGUUAGAGAACUUUGGGAAGCCUGGUUAAGGUCAGAGGUCCACAAUUGGACUAUAGAGCAGACAUCAGAAUGGUUGUCUACUAAUGUAGAGCUUCCUCAAUAUGUUCCUACUUUUAUACAACACCGUGUAACUGGUGCUACACUUCCAAGGUUGGCUGUAAACAAUAUGCACUAUCUAAACAAUGUUUUGGGAAUUAAGGAUCCCAUUCACAAACAAAAGAUUGCCUUAAAAGCUAUGGAUGUAGUUCUCUUUGGACCACCAAAAGAUACUGGUCAUAGCGUCAAAGAUUUGAUAUUGAUAACAUUAUUAUUUGGAGCACUUAUUGGCUGCUGGUACGCGUAUCAGCAGAAAAAGAAUUCACAGAAACAUCUUCACAGAAUGAUGAAGGACAUGGAGAGUUUGCACAAAGCUGAACUGGCACUCGAAGACCUGCAAAAAGAAUUGGAAAGAGCACGAAUGGAACAAGAAAGUGCUGCAACGGAGAAACAAAAUCUAGAAAAACGUUUGCAAGAUGAAAGUAUGGGAUUACAUGCUUCUUACUCGGAUCUUGAGGUUUCACAGUUGAAAGCAGAAAUUGAAAUGUUGAAAGCUCAGUUACAACGCGCGGAAGGUGAACUGGAAGAUAGAUGUUGGUCCCCACCUCCAGGGCUGCAGCAUUGGUUACAGUUAACUCAUGAAAUUGAGAACAAGGCGUACUCGAAGAAGAAGAUAUCCGCGGAAAAACAAUUGCAACAAGCACGAGAGGCUUGCGAAAAAUUGCGAAAGAAACGAUCGAGCUUAGUGGGGGCCUUUGUUUCAACACACGGGAAAUCAAUUGACGAAGUUGACAAAAGUAUCGUCGAAGCAAGGACUGCGCUGAACGAAGUCACCGCGGAACUGCAGGAAAGAGUGCACCGUUGGAAGCAAAUCGAGCUUCUUUGUGGUUUUAACAUAAUCAACAAUAAUGGUCUAACCUAUUUAGAAGCUGUUCUCUACAGAGGAACACCUAACGGCAGAGGUCUUGGACUAAGAGGUCGACUCAGUAGCCAAGAUGACUUAGAUGACGAAACAAGCUCAAUGUACUCGCCUUCCACAUGCGGUGCCGCAGGUACGCUGGACAGUGUAACAUGGAAGGAGUCGUCCGCGCCUCCAGACUCGUCCAGCAGCGAGACAGGGAAGGACACGCCGCCGGAGAGCAACGUGGUGCACUUCACUGUGGGCGAGGGUCCGGAGGAGCCAGCGAAGUCCUACAGCAAAGACAAGACAGGGAUAGUUCGUUCCUACAGUCAGGACACCAAUAUGCUGUUGGCCAUAGACGACAAGACUACCUCAGCAUUCCUGUCGAAGACAUCUUACUCGGAGAACUCAUUGGACUCACCGGUCCCGGAGAGGCCAGCGCAGCAGCAGAAGGCGUCUGCUGGUCAGCCGGCGGUCACCGCGGCAAGCACAACGACUGCGAUGACCACAACGUCGUCGGGCAGCCUGAAGAAGUCAACGAAGGAGCUGCCGACGGUGUCCGUGGACGAAGAGACGCUGUCCACCGACUCGAACUCGACCACGGACAACGACGAGCUGAAGCGGCGGCGACGGAAGUUCCCUCAGUUCCCGCCGUUCCGGAAGAACAAGGCUAAAGUCACGUGAUGCUCGUCGUCAUGCUAGUCAUAACAUAAUCGUGCAUCGUUUAUUCCUUACUUAACGCUAACUCUUACGAUUAGUUGGUAAACCGCGACGUGCACUUAACAAUUAAUCUUCGAGAACCGGUUGAUCAAUGAUUUAGCGAUUAGAUACUGCCGGGUAUGUACAUAUACGUUCACAGAGACACGGACAUACAUGGCGUCCCAUUUCGGUCUUCGCACGAGCAGUCGGCUGCUGAUCUAUUCGCUGUGCAAAUGGAACUCAGUCUGCUUCGAGAAGCGUCUCGGUUAGGUCGCAGGUUUUGUUAUACUGAAUGACCUUGAAUUUAGAGCAAUAUAAUUUAAACAGAUACUUUCCAACGUGGGUUACAUGUGUGAUUAAACAAAAGGUUGUCUUGAUGGUUUGGAAUCACAGUUGGUAGAGUUGUGCUCAUCGCGAGACGUUCUCCUUGAGGCAGAGUGAGUUCUGCUUUUAACAUUUUUUGAAUAAUAAAUAGCUUGGCAGGUGAUUGCCAGGUAAGACUGAAAUGGGACAACUCCUAUACUUGGUAGAGAGGUAUCUGUAGUCGUGUGGAACACAUGGAUUGGUUGGUCCUGUGAAGGAUGCGAUUUGAUCACUGGUGCAUCGUUGCUCGUUUAACAGCUUGGCUCACUAUUGGUCUGAAAAAGAUUGGAAGGGUUGAAACAAGUCUUGUGUAUUAUGGAUAAGAUUGUAAUUUUAAUUAUUAAUUAUUGAGAUCAAAGGGGAUGCAAUCAUGAGUAUUCAAGGGUUGAGUUGUCACGAGGAUGCACCAGUAUCAGACUGACCAAAUGGCAAUUGUAUGAUGAUAGAAAUAAUUGUUAGUCCAGAUGGUCAGUAAAAUUGAUCCCAGGACCAGCUUGAAGAGAAGUGUAUUUCUAUCAGUGAUCGUGUUCCGCACAGCUACUGUCGCAUAGGAUGUUUUUGGUGCCCCGGUGUGCUCCCAUUUUGCCAAAUGUUUACUUUGAACCGCGAACCAACGAAUACGGGUUGGCCGAGACACCACCAAAGCGACGUCCGACCUAGAUAGCUAGAUUGUUAAGCUCAUGAUACCGAAAUUGUUCAGCUAAGACAAUAUCUUGGCACAGGGAUGGGCGACCAGUUGAAUCCUAAGCUGAAAACAGCUCUCUGUCUUCCUAAUUUUUUUAUGCUCACUCUCUCUCUGUCUCUCUUUAUCUCUUUUUCCUUCUCAUCAGCUUUUCUAACAGUUCUUUUUACGUUCCUUUUUAUUUAGAUAUACGUUUUUCAGUAUUUGACGUUAUUACGGCUGUGUAAGAGGUAGAAGCUUCUAGAAACAUACUCCUAGUGACAACAUGAACUAGCAAGAGGGCUUUUUCUUAGGGUAGCACUCGUAGAAGUCAGUAUACAUUCAAAUUUUAUGUGAUCUUAUUUAAAGUCUCUUUGAAGAGAAAGAAUCUCAAUUGGCUGUAUUAGGUCUCUUUUUUUAAAUUAAAUGUUCUUGGUGUUGCGUGUCUUCCACAAACAGUGAAACUGUCAUCAGAUGGAUUUCCUUUUGAGUCUCUUUCUGAAGGAGCAAAGCUAAAUAGUCUAGGUUCUCCGACCACUUUUGUUGGUAAGAUUUUUUUAUCAUAGUAUUAUUAUAAAUUUAUUGAAAUGUACUCAGCUUAUUAUCACAGUGCUUCCGCAAUGAAUAUGGCUAGGUCUAGUGAUCAUGGAGAAGUUAUAAAAAUGUAAAUACAUAGAAAAUAUUUGUGUUCUCAUGAUUACCAGUUCUAGUAAUAUCAUCAAUUUUGAUACUUUGAUCAAUGUACGUGCUUUACACGAGAAGUCACAAGUAACUGCUGUUCUGAAAUAAUAUCUAAAGUGCCGGUAUUACCAGAAAAUAGGGCAAGAAAAUUUUCGUUGAAUUUUCUCAAUUUUUCUGAACCACAUUUCAAAGUGUUGUGUCACUUCUUCGUCGUCCAGUCUCUCUGAAGGCCAGUAAAAUCUAUCCAUGAACUUCCAAGAAAGUAUUUUUCCUGUUCCUCUGUGACUAGGCCUAAAUCAAAUGAAAUUAUGCAACCGCUGACAGGUUUCUUUUUGAGGAUCAUUUGAACGGACAAUUUCCAGUGUCUAGCAUUAUCAUUCAAGGUAUUGUCGAUCUCCCUUACUUUGAUUCAUAAAUGUUUAUCGCUUAAUUAUCGCCCAUCCCUGCGUUGAAUCCUCCGAGACACGUUCUCAGUCAACAAAAAUGAAAUUCUGACACACCAAGGCUCCCUGUUUCUGUUUCCCUUCACGAUGAUAUUACUGGUUAGUACGAAUUUCUGGUAAUCGCAUGGAAUAGAGUCUGCCUAACACAUUUCAAUGACAUUGCGAUAUGCCAUGAAGGUCAAUGCCUUGAUGAAUUUCACGUGUACGUUGCAAUUAUCGUACAGCUGCAAUUUCAAUGCGACGACCUUGACAACAUACUCCAUAGUUAUUGGAGUCAACGAGUUGAACUCCAUUCUCUAUAAUUACCGAAUCUUUUUCCCACUUGUUUUCCUUUUCCAUUCGUCUGUCUUCAGGCUUCCGUCGUUGUACAGGCUGAGCACAAAUUCGAGGCUCUUCCGUAGUUUCAACUUUUCGUUUCCAGCUUUUAUCCAUGCGUUUUAGGUCUCUUUUUACGUAAGCGAAUUUAUUCUCUCGGUUCCAACGAAUCCGGUCGCUUCAGUUAAGUUCACCGCUUGUUCCGCUCGAACCCAAAAGUGUUCCACUUGUGAGGCGACCGGUAUAGUCAACCGAGUCCCCGCGGCCGCGCCGUAUGAAACAGAAUUCCACUCAGGACUUCUUGGGUGUUUCUGAGAAGCUGGGAAUGCGUACAACGUGCGAGCACGUGUUCCAAAGUAACCGAUAAACCGUAUACGAUAAGGACAACCGUCGAAGCGUAUUGGGUAAUCCGGUGGACAUUAUUAUGCAACGCACUAUUUAAUUACAUUGGCAUCGAAUUUUGCACGGACAUCUUUCCCUCGGAUACAGGUUCAAACGUUUUUGACACUGGAACCACCAAAUGAGUCAGAAUGACCCGUUUCUAAUUUCUUCUUUUAAAGUUACUGAAAAAAUUCAGAAGUUCUUAGAAAUUACUAAAUAAAUUGAUUUGAUAAUAUAUAAAUUAAAAUGUAAAUAAUCAAAACGUUAUUAAAUGUAUUUUCAUAAUUUCUGUGAGAAGAUAAAGGAGGAUCAUUCUGAGUGUCCAGUAGUUGUAGCGUUCGAAUGAUUUUAGACACAUUAAGAGUGUAAAAGAUGUACGAGUGACACGAUGGUCAAUGUAUUUAUAAUAUGUAUGUAUAUAUAUCAAAAAAGUUUCUAUAUCUUUAGAUUGCUGUUGCUGGUUAACGUCCCAGAAAGUUAAUAUUCCGUACAAAUGAUUUGAAAUAUCAUCCAUAGGAUUACCCGAUGAGAAAAUAAAUGAUUAGUCCUACACCGAACCAAGUUUCUAAUCCUCUGUGGUCCAGUGACAUUGUCGAGGUCAAUGGAAUUGUAAAUAGAGUAUUAUAAAGCAAUAACUCGUUAGAGUUCUCAUUUUAUAAACAAAUUUAUAAGUAUUAUUAGAUUUAUAAAUGCAACAAUGUUCAGUCACGGGCUGGAAACUCAAUGGGACCUCAGAGGAUUGCGAUCGCAACGGAGACGCGACGAGAAAACGAUUUGUGCUUGCCCCGUACGCAGAUAGCUUCAAAAUUGCGUUCGCGACUCUUCGAUUGAAACGAGAAAAAAAGGCAUUUUGUAGUCGCGUUGUCCGACUUUUUAACACGAGCGUCGUUUAACCUUGAACAUUUUUUUUUUCCUUUUUUGUUCUUUUAAACGUCUCGACCAUUUUAUCGCGACACCUUGUUGUACUUCACUUUUAGAAGUUAGAGAAUAGAGAGUUAACUUAUUGCUUCCCCCCCGUUUAUCUGUCAUUAUGUAAUUCCCUUGUUCCCUCGUCGAUGGGGAUCGACGACAGAACCAUGAUACAGGAUGAAGUGGUUUCCUCCUUUCGUAUCUUAAUUUUUUUUUAUAUAUAUUAUAUAUAUAUUAUUUAUACAUAUAUAUUAUAUAUGUAAGAAAUGUAUAUGUAAUAUCGUAUGUACAGAAGCUUAAACGCGGUGAGGCUGGAACUCUCUGAAACUUGUAUCUACACGUAAGAGGUAUAGUGUGAUAAGUAUUUGCGUGAGUUAUACAUCGAUGUUGUCACAGAAUGUGUGUGCAAUUCGUACAGACAAGUCUGACAAGCCUUUACCUCAAUCGACCAUCCAUGCAUUAGUUUCUGUUCGCCAGAUGGAACUUGGUGGAGGAUCACCGUAAAACUGGCAGUGUCUUUACAUCAUGAUUUCCAUUCAGUUAACAAACACUUCCUAUCGUUGUUAUAAAAUCAGAAGCUGGCCACAUAAUGUAACGACAAUGGCUUCAUAUUGUUCCAAUACUAUCAUCGCAUGUUAAUCUCUGAAAUCUCAGUAUUAAACAUUUCUUACCCAGCAUCCAGAAAUUUAAGGUUAUCGUACUUCAACGCUAAAACUGCCAAAGCAGACUGACUUGUCUCUGAUUCUUUCUAAAAAUCAAAAUAUUACCAUAGGAUUCGAAGCUCUAAUUUUUGUAUCUAUAAACACAAACAAUGAUUCGACACGUCCGGUAGUUCUAGCGUUAAGUCAAGACGUUUCUGUUAAACGUACAUACAAAAAGAAAUGUUGAAACAAUCCAUUUUUACUUGUCAAGAUGAUACUGGAUCCACGGAUGGUCGAGAUGAGAGCUUGUUGAUCGAUUUAGUUUCAUUUGGUUCCUAAAGCACGCUCACGAACCACCCUCAGGGAACCGAAACCAACUUCCGCUUUUGAUCUUCUCUUGUGCUACCUGAUGUACCCAUUUACGAUGUAUUAAGUUGUCGUGUAUUUCGAUUUUAUUUCGCUAAGAUUAGUGGAUUUGGUUGACCAUUGCGAAUUAUCACCGUAUGCCACGCUUCACUCGAAGCGUUUCUCACGCGAUGACGCGCAUUCCUUCUUUUUUUUUCUUUCUCUCUCUCUCUCUCUCUCUUCCUGUACCGGCUUCUUACUGUCCGGGUUGACAUUUAGCUCGCUCCCUUUCCCAACCGGCUCACUGACACAUUUCUAUCUCAGGAUUGAUUCGAUUUAAGCAGCGACUAAGAACGACGAAUUAAUGACGGCUGGCUGAGUUAGGCUUACCUUGGAUAAAGGUCGUUCGAUUUCGAAAGCAAUAUUUAUAGAAAGUUUCUGAUUUGAGGGAACGACAUAAUACAGGAAUUUUAAUGAGCCAUAAAAAUAGGAAAAAUGCAAAUGCUGUACUCCAAGGAUAAAGUACGUAAUAAUUUCAAACAAGGCUAUAUAGAAUUAAAUUCAUGACAGUGUGGUUUAUAAAUGUUAAUGUUAGUGUCUUUUGACACCUUCGGUAGAAAUAGUGUUAACACAUUCAGUGCCACAUGUACCAUACGUGGUACAGAAUUUCUGUAAGAGAAUAUUUUUAAGGGAUGGUCAAGAAUAGUAUACGUUACAAAACAGAGAGACCAUAAAGAAACAAUAUCAAAAUAUAUAAAAAUGACCAAGAACUUGAAUGUAACUUAAUAUUUCAUUCUCUCCGUGGCAUGGAACGUGUUAACCAAAACAAAUUGGAACUGCAAAUUUCAGUUGACAAUUGAGCCACUGAUUAGUCAAAUCGGUUGACUCCAUAAAACAGAAUAUAAAAUAAUGCAGUAGUGUAUAUUGAUUCUGAAAAUUCCUCUUUAACAAUUACUCUUUCUGCAAUAAUUAAAACAAUGAUGUGCCUCUGAGAAAUGAUUCAAAAUUUUGAUUCAACAAUACACAAACUGAAUUGUAAAUCAAAGUUUUAAUAGAUACAUUCUUGGAGUUUCCACAAAGGACUUUUAAAAAGACAAUUUAUUACUGAGUAAUUAUAAUGUUAAAUCAAAAUUCAAAUAAAUAGGAUAUAUUUUACCUUAUUGCAAAGUUUGCCAUUUUUCAUCCAAAAAAAUUCUUCUCAUUUAGCAAUACUAAAACCAAUAAUGUCAGUUAUUUCAAAUAUAAUUAGUUCAAAGUCUACGAAAUGCAUUAGUCAUAAAAUAUUCAAACUAAUGAAGCUUACCGAUUUCAUUAAUGAGCGGAUUAAUUAGGAUACGUUCCGUCAGAUUCGGACAGUUGACUGUGAAAAAUGAGCGGGAAUCCCCGAGCUCCACAGAAUCGAACUUAUCGAACAUCGACUCGAGCGACCUCUGUCGGUAACUCGAACGCCUUUCGAAUUUCCCGCCACCGUCGUUGACGUUCAAACGAAAAUUCGCGACGUUUAAUCGGAGAAUGCUCGUCACGCGGACCCGACGAUUGUAGACAGUGAAUUAUAUAAGAACGUACGCCGCGUAAAAGAGCAACGGACAGAGAAAAGACUCGCGUAGAAUUUCAUGGACCAAGUUCAAUUGAUAUCCGAAAGUGGAUCGCGCGUUGGGGGGUGUCGAAACGAUUUUCUAGGCUCAAUUAUAAAUAGAUAGUUGUACGGGAGAAAUUGUGAUUAAGGGUUUAGAGGAAUUGCGGGGGUUGUAACGAUCGAGAGGGAUUCUCGUUUUUAAAAGUAUUCUAAGAGAUGAUGCGCUUACCGAGAUCCGGUCGAUCGAGAUUUUAUGAAGAUGACGAUGCUUCUUUUCCAAAAGGGACGGGAGGGGAAGAUUCACGAGAAAGUUCUAUUCUUGGGGUCGAAGAGGGUGAGAGUAAAUUUUCUCUGUCUUCCCGCCUUUUCGUUUGACCCUUAACAAUCUACUUUUGGAUCGUAAGUGAUCACAUCCAACAGAUCAUUAGGAAUCUUGGAUAUUAAAAUGAAUGCUACAUUAUACAGAUUAUAAAUAUAUAAGUCAUUUAGAGGAAUAAUUUAUACGAAUGGAUAUAUUUGAAAGACCGUUGGACGAUACUGGAUUGUUAAGGGUUGAACCGUUACAUUUCUAACUUGAUGGAACAAACAUGGCCGCGAGCCAUUCGAAAGUGAACCGUUUACACACACUGAAAACUUGUCUCCGAAGCGUAAUCCUUGAGCCGUUCUCUGCACCACGAACGUUUCCGUGUUCGUCAUUCGCUAGAAUUUUUCUUCCUGUUCUCCUCCCCCCGAGUAAACAGAAAGUUCAUUCCCCCGAUGGUAGAACACUGUGCAAUUCGACUCUGCGGAUGAGAACGAAAAUGAAAAUGGAACAGUCGGAGCGUGGACCGUCCCUCGAAACCGUGUGUGCCGUCCUCGGACAAGAGCCACGAGGCUCGUUCGACGCAAUACCGAUCGUUAAAAGUAAUGUGCAAUUUUCAGAUUUUAUAACGAAUCGUUCGCUCGUUCGACGGGUGUGUAACCGGGCCGACCAUCAGACCAUUGUUCGAGAAUAAAAUGUGUCAGCUUCGUUCCCCGUGUCUUACUUCGUGUUGACCCGUCGAGUACCAUUCUGGAGACUCAUUUCUCCCCUUUCUCUCUUCUGUUUUCAUCGAGACACCGCGUCAUUACCGCUUUUAAUCCUCUCAUUCGCGAGACUCGCGGUGAUCCCAAACUCCCGACCGCCAGUCGUUCAGCGUUUUUUAAGUGUGAACCGUUGAUUUUUUGAUAAAUUCCCCUUUUUUCUAGAACAGUAGCGACUAGCGAGCCUAAAUAUUGCUCGAAGAACUUCCCCUGUAGCGAUAGAACCACGAAAAAACAGAGAGAAACUCGGCAGGCGUUGGCGGGUGAGUAAUCGUCGCGCCGACAAGAUGGCGGCCGUGGCCGAACUAGCACGCCGCUUCGAAGAAGAGAACAGAGAUCCGCGACGAUCGAUGUUACAUAUCACGCUCGAAUUUAGAUAUUUCAGUCCGAACGGGUUGAACAGGUCACUCUGUGUAAUCUGGGUCGUAAACUGGACCAAGUCGAUGAUUUAGUCGUGUUUGUACGGCGGAAAGUUUCACUCGCGUUAAGUCAUUUUGCCCCAGUAUGCUCGUUCGCGUGCGAUAUUCGCAGCAAAACGUUUCAUUUCUUUUAGUACACAUGUUUAUUAAACAGAUGUUUAUCGAUGCUGUCAAAAAGGCUUAAAUAUAUUAUUCUCUUGAAGAUUUCAAUAAGAGAAUUAUUUUCAUCGACAGUUUCAAUUGUUCGUGGGACAAAAUGGGUUAAACUCGAAGUGGGUCGAGAAUUUCGAAUUCUAAAGUAGAAUACCGCGGAGUUUAUGGACUCGCGUUACGAGUUGUUUCAUACAGAAAGUUCGAUGUGUCGAGGAGGGUCCGUGGCAAGAGCAGUUCGUCCGUUUCGAGGAUGAAGAGUACUUAAUGGGUCGGGAGUAGAAACGAUUGUCGUUUAACCCUUUGCGGACGAACGUGAUAAAACGUUCAUAUUUGGAAGACUAAGUCACAGAUAAAUAAUUUAACACUAAAACUACCGAAUAACAUUUCAGAAUGUUAAUUCUGCAAGUAUUUGGAUUAACACUAGGUUUACGGAACGCGUCAAAACCUUCAAAUCUCUUGAAGGUUUCGUACAUUUCAAAGAAUCUUCGUGCGCAAAGGGUUAAUAGGGCUCUCGGGCAAAGUUUAAACAAUUGCCGAUCGUGUAAGUGGAAUUUGCAAAUGUUCAGAGCGAAAGAGAAGGCUGUUUGCAUGUGGUCUGAUACUUAUCGGAAAAUGGCGCUGGUUGCUUACUUUCGACGAACGCUUCAAAGGACUGUGGCUCGAAUCAAAGGAACAGAGCUGGAUAAAAUUCUCAAUUGCUAUUUAAAAUAUUAAAUAUUAUAUAGUUUAUGUGAAAUAAUAUUUUAAAUACGAACCCGAGAAAAUGAAUCAAAGCAACUCGAGAAAAUGAAUCAAAGUCGCUCGAAAUGUUUCGAGGCGAAGUCAAAAGUAUUUUCGUUAUCGUGUUCGAAUGAAAUAAUGUUUUAUCCAGCGCUGAUCAGGACGAACGAAACUUCAAAUUUCCGUUAUCUCUGUUAUAUUAUCGUUGGUAGACAGCGCGAGUCUUCCUUGUAACGCGAGAGACCGAUUUUUCGAGAAUAAAGGAAUUACGAGAAAACGAAGGAGAUCGACGGAGAAUAAUUAUUUCGCUUCUCUUCGCUGCACGAGAAAUAUUAAAGAAUAUGUUAGAAAAUAGUCCAAAGAUGAAACGAUAGCUAGAAAUGUCUAAGAAAUACUAGAAAAUUAUAAUUUAAACGAAGUAAUGAGAAAACACGUCAAUUAAGAAACAAAGCUAUUUUAUAGAAAUAUCUCACCUAUCGAUGC